AUGGCAUCCCUUCGUGCCAAGAACAAGGUCAAGUUUAUCAAUGGUAAGCUUCCACAACCAGAUCCCGAAGAUGACGAUUAUGAUUCUUGGUGUCGCUGCAACAGUAUGGUGAUCUCUUCGAUUCUACAUGCUGUCUCUCGUGAUAUUGCUGAUAGUAUAAUGUACUUGGAUGAUGCUACUACCAUUUGGAAUGAACUCCAUGAUCUGUUCCAUCAGAACAAUGACCCUCAUGUUUUUCAGGUCAAGCCAUAUAUGAAGGGCCUUGCUCGGGUCUCCAAUGAUGUCACCACUUACAUUAUUUGUCUCAAAGCUCUUUGGAAUCUCUGCAAGGAGUUUCGCCCACUACAUGUUUAUAGUUGCGGCGCAAUGAAGACCUUCAUAGAAUAUCAGCAACAAGAUCUAGUUUUUGAAUUCCUGGUUGGGCUAAAUGAUUCUUACACGGCUAUUCGAUCUCAGAUCUUGAUGCAAGAUCUGCUCCCCAACAUUAACAAGGUGUAUGCCACAGUGAUUCAAGAAGGGUGA
Molecule: messenger RNA, 522 nt
Organism: Humulus lupulus (European hop)
Lineage: Eukaryota; Viridiplantae; Streptophyta; Magnoliopsida; Rosales; Cannabaceae
Exons: 1
Coding region: 1-522 (173 amino acids)
Source: RefSeq, a predicted model, not a curated record